GUGGACCCGAACGACCCGAACGGGCCGGAGCUGGAGGUGCGAAUGGACGAGCUUCGCGCGAACAUUCGACGCUCGGAGACGUCGAAGGCGAAGUACGAGGCGCGGCUGGAGUGCCUGCGCGUGAGCGGCGCGCCGGUGGACGAGUGGCUGAAGGAGGUGGACCUGCUUGCGGUGCAGGAUACGCUGCCCCGGAGCAGCAGCCUGCUGAGCGUGCGCACCGACGCUUCUGGGGCCGCCGACCAACCAAGCUCCGACUCGUUCUACGACAGCGACAACACGGAGGGCGAAGCCGCCACGUCUGCCGGGCCAACCGGGACCGGCCACCAGCGCACCACCUCCGGCUCUUCGCAGCAGGAUGACGAUCGUGAAGAUGAAGUAGAUGGUAAUCCAAACUUGGAAGAAGAACGCAAGCGCAUGGAGCAACUGUCCGGAGGCUGGGACGACCCCACGCAGGUCAAUUGGGACGAGGCGGAGGCGGACAUCGCAACCACGUCCGGGACGGUCGAGCCACCCGCCGCUCCGCUGUACAAAUGCACUGCACUGUACUCAUAUACAGCUCAGAACCCAGACGAGCUGUCGAUCAUCGAGAGCGAGCAACUAGAGGUGGUGGGAGAAGGCGACGGCGACGGCUGGUUGCGCGCGCGCAACUACCGCGGCGAGGAAGGCUACGUGCCGCACAACUAUCUCGACGUCGACAGGGAGGAGCAGGCCUCAACCUCUGGCCCGGGCCUGGUCGCCCAGAUAUCGUUCUCGUCGGUCGACUACACGGUGGAGGGCGAAGACGCCGACGUGGUCCAGUCUCCGGACCAGAUCUCCGUGAUCUCGGCCCCCGUGGCCAAGCCCGAAGAGCCGAAGGCCGAGGAGCCGGUGGUCGAGGAGCCGAAGCCCGAGCCCGAGCCGCCGAGGGUCGAAGGACCGACCCUGGGGUACUGCUUCGCUCUCUACGAUUAUGAGUCCGAGGCCGCAGACGAACUCAGCUUGGAAGAAGGAUCGAUAAUCCGCGUGACAUCGCGCGAUGCCCACGGCGUGGACGAUGGCUGGUGGCGCGGGGAGGUCAACGGGAUCUUCGGCAACUUCCCCUCGCUCAUCGUGGAGGAGUGUGAUGAGAGCGGCGAGCCGCUGAGCAUCGGCGAAGAAGAUUGGACCCCGCCGGGUUCCGCCCCGCCGGUAUUCUCGUCGCCACCUGGCUCCCCGCCGAACGCCGGUUUCGAUGAUGAAAUGGUGGUGGAGAACAACAACACUAAGAGCGCGGCGCCGCCCGCGGCCCCGCCGCCGCCGCCGCCCGCCGACGCCGACGCCGACGUGUCGGGCCCCAGCCAGGCCGAGCUGGCCGAGCUCGCGGAGUUCAGCUUUAAUUUAGAGCUCACUAGGAACCAGCACGAGCAGUAUGGAACCCAGUUCUCGCUGGUCGGACCGCCGACCAUCGUCGCGCCGUCUGUCACUAUUGUGGUCGACGAGGUUGUCGGUGAAAAUUUAUCAGACGAGGAAGAAGAGGUGCCGGCGCCGGCGCCGCCGCCGAGCAAGCCUGCGCCGCCCAAGGUUGAGUUGCCGGCGGAGGACUGCGGGCUGGGCGUGGCGCAGAUCGUCAUCACCGCCGCCACGCCCAUGGUGGAGGAGCCGGAGCAGCCCUUCCCGCCGCCGGAGCCCGAGCCGGAGCCGGAGCGCCAGGACGACGCCGAGCGCUCGGAGGACGUGGACGACGAGGAGUCCUCGCUGUCGGAGCAGACCGCCGUCUGCCUGCGCGACUCCGACGAGGGCCCCGCCGACUCCACGCCGCACCCCGCGUCCAGCUCCACGGGCUCCGAGGCCUCGGGGCCGCCCACGGCGCCGCAGUCCCCGCCCGCGGCGCCGCGCGGCGGCCGCGCCUCCAUCCCCGACGAGCUGGAGCCCGCGCAGCUGGCGCGGCUCACCGACCUCAAGGAGUCCAACGCCUAGGCCACCUGCCCUCGCCAGUCACCCUCGGGUAGCCGCUCGGAGCCCGCCUCUGGCCGUCUAUCGAUGACCGUUUCUCUGCUCUGCGACGUUUAGUUCCACCAUCUGCAUACUGCGAGUUUGUACUUUCUUACUGUUUCAAUGUACCAUCUUUGUUCUAUAAUUUCUUACCCAUGACGGUUGAUUGUUUCUAAGACGGGCAAUUUAUAUUCACUUCAGCACAGUCACUUGAAAUAUUAUAGCAAAAUAUUAUAGAUGUAAACCAAUUUAUAUUAUCUAGUGAAUUACCCAUUUUGACCAUUUAGAGAAAUAUUGAUAUUGGAUUUUGUUAGUAAUAUUGAUGUUAGGAUUAAUGUUAACUUUUAAUACUUUGUUACCUAUUGUCUAGAGAUUAUAUGUAUACCUAUUUAUCGUCUAAUGGCUACAGUAGGUACCCCGUAGUAUUAGAUAUUGGUGCCUACUACCAGUACUGUUAAUUACUACUUGCAAUCUCGUUUCCAACACGGUGCGAUUGGACUGGCGGGGCGACGUGGCCUAUUGCCAUCAUCUAGAUCUUGAGGUAUUGUGGCCAAUGUAUUCUUUGGGGCUAUUUCAGACCUAUUCAGCUUUGUUUGGAAUCACCGCCCCCGCACUGUCCUAUUAACUUAAAGAUUGUUAAAGGAUACAUUUGGAUAGUAAUAUGAUGGAAGCAAGACCUGCAGUUGUACGAUCAUAGGAAAGUUGAGAUUCUUCUUGCAGCCUCACAGAUACAUUUGCCCCGGCUGCUACGGGUUUCAUGCCGCGUCGCCUGAGCGGUGCGAACGGCCUAACCUAAGUCUACGAAGUGAGAAACGGUCACAUACCGAUGUAGAAUUGUAUAUAACUAGAUAAUAAAAUUAUUACUAGUGAAUUAUUGGCACGAUCUAGUACCUGCUGACUAGAAGGUAUGAUAGAGAUAGAGUCGUAAGAGUUGGCCGGCCAUUUCUAAAUGUUUGAAUUUUGCAAUAAAAAUGAAUAUUAGGCCUGUUAUAAAAUGUGUUGUGCAAUGUAUCAUAUCAUGUACCGUCGCCAAGAUUGCUAUGCGAACAACCAAAAUAUGAAAUUCCAUUUCGAGUUGCAUAAAAGCGGUGUGCUAAGAAGGCCAACUCGCGAGCGAUGUAAAGCGGGUAAUAUGGGCUGGAUUGAGAAUCGGGAACACCAGAGAGCCCAAUGAUGGAACGUAGGCUUAGGAACAUACAGGGUGUUACCACCUUCUCAGGAACUUCUAAUUAUUUGAAUCCUUCAAUUUACACAUUAUUUUCUUUCCACCUCACAAAUUUUAUUGAUCUCAAUUAGUUAAGCUUCAAAUAUUUACUGCACCGUGUCUAUGUUACUCGAUAAACAUUAUUCAAUAAUAUAAUCGAUGUUAGUAGUAGUACUAAUACAUAAUGAUAACCACAUUUAUUAUUGGAGGCUUGAAGGAAAGAAAUGGUUUAGCGCUCAUCGCGUUUGGUUGUUGAAAUGUUUAAUGAUAUUAUUUGUUAUAUAUUUAUAUGUAUAGUAUAAUAAUUCUGUACGAACGGCAGCACAUCAAACUAUACACUAAAAUCUUACAAGGUUCUAAUAAGAGGCAAUUUUGCAUUAAAAAAUAUAUGGUCUGAAGUGCUGGCGACUGUACACAAAGUAAAGGAGAGGAUUGUAGCACUCUGUAGUUAAAUAGCACUGUAUCAAAGUAUGCACAGAUUAAAACGACUGUUACUCUUACUAUACUAUAUUAUACGACAUGCAAACUGUUGUUUGUCUGAGGUACAAUACAUUAUAACAAUUGUAUCUUACACGUUGGUUUAUAUUAUGAAACGUGUGUCGAUGUUUGGUGAAUCUUGCGAGUCUUUCCAUAGCGAAUGAAAUAUAAUACUGAUCUCUUAAUAUUCAUGGCAACCGUAGUGAGUCACGCGAUAAUCACGGGGCCAAUUUCUACAUUUUUUCACUAAAAUUCAGAUGUGUUUUCCAAAAAAAUGUAUUUCCUUUAUGCGUCACAUUCCGAGCUAAGGACCCCUACCUAACCGGUUUUGACCCCUGGUUUCCUGUCUCUUUCGUUCACAAUGGAUAAAAGAGAGAGGUUCUUCAAUUUUCUCCCCUCGCCAUAACAUUCGGCACGGACAGACAGCGGUGGGUCGUCACCUUUCGUCAAAACACGUAUAAUAUAAUACAAAUCGAUGUCUUACAGCACCUAUGUGUUGCUUUUA
This is a messenger RNA of Ostrinia furnacalis (Asian corn borer), 4136 nucleotides long. RefSeq names its product FCH and double SH3 domains nervous wreck (gene nwk). Gene Ontology annotation, molecular function: protein binding. The record is from RefSeq and is a predicted model, not a curated record. The annotation marks the transcript as partial. Gene Ontology annotation, cellular component: neuromuscular junction; recycling endosome. The transcript is spliced from 10 exons. Gene Ontology annotation, biological process: regulation of actin filament polymerization; neuromuscular synaptic transmission. Lineage: Eukaryota; Metazoa; Arthropoda; Insecta; Lepidoptera; Crambidae.